AUGGCCUCCCUCAUGCGCCGCACGUUUACUCUCACCUCCGCCUCCGGCCGACUCGCCAUCCGUCCGCUGUCCACCACCCGCGUCUUGCGCACUUCCCAGGACGAAAGACCUUCUUUUGGAUUCAAGAGUGGCCCGGCCCCUCCUCGCUUGCCUAAGGAGGAACAAGAGAUCUUCGAAGAGCUUCAGCGCCGCUCCACGGGUGCUUUCACGACGCCCCAGGUCAACCAAUCUCCGCAAGCCGAGGCCAAAGUCAACGAUAAUGGCGAGGAGCUGCACCCGGAUGCAGUUAGGGGUGUAAAGCCCGAGUUUGAAGGCGAGAAGAAUCCAAAGACAGGAGAAGUUGGUGGGCCCAAGAACGAGCCACUGCGAUGGGGGUCUGGUGGAGAUUGGAGUUAUGGUGGACGUGUGACCGACUUCUAG
Penicillium manginii is the source of this 420-nucleotide messenger RNA. Its product is annotated as succinate dehydrogenase assembly factor 4. Lineage: Eukaryota; Fungi; Ascomycota; Eurotiomycetes; Eurotiales; Aspergillaceae. The coding region runs from base 1 to 420 and encodes 139 amino acids. Gene Ontology annotation, biological process: mitochondrial respiratory chain complex II assembly. Gene Ontology annotation, cellular component: mitochondrion. The record is from RefSeq and is a predicted model, not a curated record. The transcript has a single exon.